Olea europaea var. sylvestris is the source of this 2485-nucleotide messenger RNA. RefSeq names its product probable LRR receptor-like serine/threonine-protein kinase At1g51880. The coding region runs from base 163 to 2079 and encodes 638 amino acids. NCBI's taxonomy places the organism in Eukaryota, Viridiplantae, Streptophyta, Magnoliopsida, Lamiales, Oleaceae. The transcript has 9 exons. The record is from RefSeq and is a predicted model, not a curated record. Gene Ontology annotation, molecular function: protein binding.
AGAAAGCCACAAAUCUAGCAGCCAUUCUGCAAAUCUUGAGCUAAUCUUCAUAUAAAGUAGUCUUUCUCAUUCCGGUUACUUCACUUUCAUCUUCACUGUACCCCGAUAAUCACGCCCCCACCUCUGAUAAUGUGGCAAAGCCUGUGUUGACAAACACCUCUCAUGAUGUCCUUCCGCCUCCACCACCACCACCACCACCUCCUCCUCUUCCUCCUCCUGCCCGCCGCCAUUUCUCUCUCCUACCCUUUCAACUACACUUUACAUAUUGAUUGUGGUGGCCUAAGCAAUUCUACUGACGCAUUCAAGACUACGUGGGUCUCCGACCGCUACUACUCCGGCGGCGCCACCUCUGUCGUCUCCGAGCCCCUUCACUUUCUCCACCAGCAGGAGAAGACUCUUCGCUACUUUCCUAUCUCCUCCGGCAAGAAGAAUUGCUAUAGCAUACCCGCUGGCGUCGGCCGCUACUUCCUUCGGACGUUCAUUGUUUAUGACAAUUUCGAUGGCAAGUCCCACUCACCUUCUUUUGACGUCUCCGUUGAGGGUACUUUAGUCUUUUCUUGGCGCUCCCCAUGGCCCGAAUCUGUUUCUCGCUCUGGCGCUUACUCAGAUCUCUUCUUUUACUUGAAUGAUUCCGAGGCAGAUAUAUGUUUUUACAGCAUUGCCACUGAUUCGCCGGUUGUUGGGUCCCUAGAACUAACGCAAAUUGACCCAAAUGCAUACCCUUUUGACUAUACCAAAAAUUCCAGCAAUUACAUACUGGUUAAUUAUGGCAGGUUUUCAUCCGGGUCGGAUCAAUGGGGAUCAGGAUUUAGCAACGACACAGAUUUUUUUGGCCGGUCUUGGCAAUCCGGUGCUGACUUCCGAGUAGGAUCCGUGGCUAUUGCUACUGGGUCGACAAUCAAAGCUAUUUCUUCUAUAAAAAAUGUAGUAAACGUCGAAACAAGUCCAAAUUAUUUUCCUGAAAAGCUGUAUCAAACGGCGUUGACUGUUCUAGGAGAUGGUGGCGCGGCGCUGGAGUAUGAGUUACCUGUGGAUGCCAAGCUGGAUUAUUUGCUGUGGUUCCAUUUUGCAGAGAUUGAUGUUAGUGUGAAUAAGGCUGGGCAGAGGGUGUUCGAUGUGUUUGUGAAUGGGGAGAACGUGAGUAGGGUGGAUGUGUACAAGCAGGUCGGAGGAUUUGCUGCAUAUGAUUGGAGUUAUGUAGUGAAGAAUUUAAGUACUACUACUCUGAGUGUGAGGCUAGAGGCAGUUGUGGGGGCUCCAAUCAUUUGUGGGCUCGAGAAUUAUGCAAUUGUGCCAGUUGAUCUCAAGACUUCUCCUGAUCAGGUAAAUGCCAUGAGAGCACUGAAGGAGUCACUUCGUGUUCCUGACAGAAUGGGUUGGAAUGGAGAUCCUUGUGCCCCUACCACAUGGGAUGCUUGGGAGGGAGUUACAUGUCAUUCCAUAAAGGAUGAAUCUGUCCUUGUGGUAUCCCAAAUAGAUCUUGGUAGUCAAGGCUUGAAGGGGUAUAUUAGUGACCAAAUAGGUCUCUUGACGAAUUUGGUAAGCCUGAACUUGAGUUCUAACUCUCUAGGAGGAGAUCUGCCAUCAGGGUUGGGCCAAAAGUCUCUUGUGAAGCUGGAUUUAUCGGAUAAUAAGUUCACUGGGGUCAUACCAGAUAGUUUGACUUCAUCUACUUUGCAGCUCGUGUUAUUGAAUGAUAACUUACUGGAAAGUCAAGUCCCAGAGGAACUUUAUUCGAUUGGGGUGCAUGGUGGAGCUAUUGACCUUUCUGGCAACAAAGGCUUGUGCGGUGUACCCUCAUUGCCUGAUUGUCCACUAUUUUGGGGUAAAAAUGGCUUAUCUACUGGUGGCAAAGUUGCUCUUGGUCUAUCAUGUCUAUUUUUAUUAUCGGUGCUGCUGCUUGGGAUGUACUAUUGUUGUGUCUGGAGGCGGCGCAAUGACUAUGAGUUUGGUCUACCUAAUGAAUUAAUGUCUCUUGCUGCAAAAAGAAACAGAUAUCACCGGCAGAAAUCCUUGAUGACCCUUGAAAUGGAGAGUCAACACGCCAAAGGAUUUAUACCAACUUACAGUUCAAAUUAAUUAGCAUUUUCUAGUGAAAGAGAACAAAAUUCUUGACAGGGAUCAGCUCACCAAGACGACGUAGAUAAGAAUGUUGAUCUUGUAGAUACAAAGUGCACAGAAUACGGUGUAAAGAGUGGCACCUCUGCUUGAGAGAAGAUAUGCCAUUCCGGGAGCUUUGGCUUUCUCCGAUCAAUUGUAUGAGGAUGUUGGGGUCUUGGAAAGCCGCAUUCUAUCUGUAAAGAGCAAUGAAUCUCAGUCUGUAUCACGACCAGUUUUGUUGAGAAUUUUAGAUAAAGUCUAUUGAAACUCGUGAAUCUGGUUGAUAUUCUAGCCUAUACCCAAAUUGGGAAUUGAAAUGUUGUUAAUAGUGUCAUCAGGCGCUAUGAUUUUGAUUUUUAUCGUUACAGUCUUUCAUACUUAGGGA